Molecule: messenger RNA, 4106 nt
Organism: Cydia fagiglandana
Lineage: Eukaryota; Metazoa; Arthropoda; Insecta; Lepidoptera; Tortricidae
Exons: 7
Coding region: 162-2492 (776 amino acids)
Biological process (GO): regulation of transcription by RNA polymerase II
Cellular component (GO): nucleus
Molecular function (GO): DNA-binding transcription factor activity, RNA polymerase II-specific; RNA polymerase II transcription regulatory region sequence-specific DNA binding
Source: RefSeq, a predicted model, not a curated record
AAGAUAUGUCAAUUGUCAAAUUGUGGAUGUGGAUGGCGUCAGGCGGGCGUCCGUCUACUUAUCGAGAAUAUUGCAAUUGCAGUGAAGUGAAAACAUAAUAAUACGAGUACAACGUUCGGUAUAACUUUCUGUUCUUGUAAUAUGAAUAAUAAGUCCUGAAAAUGGGAAAAAUCGGGGACUCUAAUACCUGCUCCGUACCGGAGUGUAAAUCUCGGAAUACGAAUGAAAUAACACUAUAUCAUUAUCCUAAAGAAGAGGCGCAGAGGAAAAAAUGGACUGAUGCUAUCAAGAUUGAGAGUAAAAUAACUCAAAACAUGCAAGUUUGCAGCCGUCAUUUUGUGAAGAGUGAUUAUAUUAUAUCAGAUAACGCAGGUGCCAAAGUGAAGAGGCUAAAGAAAUCAGCAGUUCCGUCUCAGAACUUGCCGUGGCAGUUCCCGAACAAGAGAGUCAGUCCGACACUCGCCAAGGCUCGCAUGGAGCGCUUGAAGAAUCGACUACAGAAGGUGUCCGAUUCUCCAGGCAGUAAAUCUGAAACUUCAGACGCUAAACCAGAGACUCCAGCUAAAAAACCUGAAAAAGGCAAAAAAUCUGAUACUGCAUCAAAAUCUAUUGAAAAAACUGAGGAUGAAGAAGAAAUAAAGAGUGAGGUGGUAAUUGAGGAAGAUGAUUUAACUACUGGAAAUACAUCUGUUGGUGCCGAUGUGGAGAAAAAUGAAGAAAAUGAUGAAGAAACUGUUGAAGAGGAUGGAGGUGAAGCCUCAGAGGCUAAAAAAGACGAUAAUAUACCUGCCCGUGGGCCGACGAGGCUCCGACAGCGGGAGGGAACGAUAAAAUGCGAGCAUUGCGGCAGAAAGUGUCUUACGCCCCAAGCGUUGCAAACUCAUCAACAAAUUGCGCAUAAUAAGAACGCCAGAAAUAACAUAAUCAAUCCUAAAAAGGACUCUUCAGUUAAUAAUAAGACUAAAUCAUCGCCUAAACCAACCAUUGUGCCGUUAAUUUCUGUGAAAAGUCCCGAAAAUCUGCUGGCCAAACCGCCUGUGAAAGCAAAGCCAGUUGUGUCUCUGAAUUCACGUGAGGUGGAGAAAGUGCUUCAAGACGACAGCGACUACAUCGCCACGGCGAGCGACUCCUCUGACGUGAGUGUGAAGGAAGAGAUUGUGGAGAAAAAGGAACAGCGGAAGACUGAAUUUGAGUGUCCGAAAUGUAAGAGACGGUUUGCUGUGUACUUUAUGGCAUACAAGCAUAUACAGAAGCAUCAUGCUGGGACACCGAACGGAAGUAAAACUACACCUCUUCUCCCGAAGCCAACCCGCAUAGAGAUCUGCACGAUCUGCAGCGCGUCGGUGGAGAGCAACUCCCACGUGUGCCCCGGGCCGAUAAAGAUGGCCAUGGGGCUGGUCUGCACCGGCUGCGAGCAGGAGUACAAAACACUCACUAUGUUCGACAUGCACAAGAGCAGCAUGCAUAGCGACGGAGUUGAGAGCAUGUUCUUCUCUACUCUAGAUGAAUUUCUGCAAUGGAAGCAGAAAAUGGAAAACCAAACUAAAGUGACAUACGCAAUAUUGGACCAGAACGAUACCAAGAAAAUCUACCGCUGCACCUACCAUACCGGGCUAGGGCCUAGCAGCUACAGCCGACAGCGGAUGUGUCCGUCGUGUGUCGUCGUUCAAGAGUUCACCAAGGGAUUCCAGGUGCACUACUACCCGCUCCAUUACGGGCACGAGUACCACAAGUACAACCUCAGCAGCGCCUUCCAGCAGUACUCCAUCACCUCGCUCAUGAACCUCACCGCCAGGCAGCUGCCCGACGACGAGCCCAUCAACACCACGGACCUCGACAGCCCGGACCUCUACCUGCAGUUCCAGAAGAUCACUGAAACCAUCGUCAACGAAGCGGCCAGAAUUAAUGUCAACGGGCUUAAAAAACUCAUGCGGAAAGCUUUAGAGAUGAUGGAAGUCAUUAACAGCUAUGUCGAGGAUGAUGAUGAUGAUGGCAUCACCAGUUCAAAUUCCAUUUUGAAAUUAGAUUCGAAUAAAGAUAACUUGCAAGAUGAUGUUAAGUUAGCGUUGGCGAAUUUUAAAAGAAAAUCUAAAACGAAUUCAGAUCAUGAAACACCGCCUAAAAGGAGCAAAUCCGUGUUCCAAAGCACUGAAAAUUUGAAAACGCCUAAAAACAGAUCUAGUUUGUCAAAUAAAGAUACAGAUGUCAGAAAAGAUGCGCUAAAGUUAAACCAAUCUCCAACUUUUAUAGAUACUUUCCAAGAAUUUGUGGGUAAAAUACCGAAAUCUGACGAUAGACUUAUGAAAAAAACUGUCAGUAGAAGAACGCCGGCAGUUAAGACUAAAAUCGGUCAAUAUAAGCCUAAAACUCCUCCUAAAAAAGUAUCAUUCUCUCCAACUAAUAUACCAUCUCCUAGGAAAAGUAUUAAGGAAUUGGAAUAUGAAGUUAAAGAACAGGAGAAUGACUGUAAUAUAUUGAUUUUGAAGAUUUAGUGAUUUAGAAAAUGGACUGGUAAUAACAUAUCCUUAAGUGUAAAGAAAGGCAGAGGCUGCGUACAUAGACGUGCACGCACACGUCACGCAAGCGGUGUGUCGUCUCUCAUAAGAAUCUGUAUAUUACAACGUGCACACGGAUCCGGUGUACGGGCCUUAGUGUUUUGAAAUGUACAUGAUUUAAUAAGUUUAAGAUUUUGAGUACAUGGCUAUGAUUUCUCUAAGAAUCUAAAUUAGGAAAAUAGGCUAUUUUAAAAACAAGUCAGAUCAACUACUCUUUAUCCCUUUUUUAGGCAUAGUACGAAUUAGGGGUCAUCCAUUAAUUACGUCACACGAAUUUCUAGGUUUUUUGACCCCUCCCCCCCUCCUUGUCACACUUGGUCACAUUUGGCAAACCCCUCCCCCCUAGUGUGACGUCACAUUUUUUCUACGAAAUCGCCAAAUCGAAUUAAGUAAGUACCUAAGUAUUAUUAAUAUUUUAUCAAAAUAUUUUUGACGAUAUAAAUAUUAGUAAUUUUAUGACCCAAAACUGCUUAGGAAAGAAAAUUAUACGAAUAAAAACGAUUAUCGUUUUAAAAACUUGUUAUUUAAAUGUACAGCGAAUAAAAUAAUUUAAAUAAAUUUUCGGUUACUGAUGAAGUUAAAGUGACGUCACAAAGUUUGUGCCUCCCCCCUCCCCCAUGUCACAAUAUGUCACAUUUUCUUGACCCCCUCCCUCCCCCUAAACGUGUGAUGUAAUUAAUGGAUGACCCCUUAUCACGUAUGCACCAAUAGAAUUUCAACUUUAGCGUUCCGAUUUAAAGUUCAAAUUGGAUUGGACUUUCGGGAAAUGAAUCAUCAAAGCAUUUCAUUGGUGCGUCCAGGAAAAGGGUUAAACCCUCUACCCCCUUAUUCAUAGAGUUAGACCGAUAGCCCACGCAGUGCAAGUGUCAUUUUAAACGUCAAUAUUAUAUAACACUUCCACUGCGUGGGCUAUCAAAUCCGCUGCAGACUUUUAUUGGUGGGACUAUAAACUUUUUUAGGGUUCCGUACCCAAAGGGUAAAACGGGACCCUAUUACUAAGACUUCGCUGUCCGUCCGUCCGUCUGUCACCAGGCUGUAUCUCACGAACCGUGAUAGCUACAGUUGAAAUUUUCACAGAUGAUGUAUUUCUGUUGCCGCUAUAACAACAAAUACUAAAAACAGAAUAAAAUAAAGAUUUAAAUGGGGCUCCCAUACAUCAAACGUGAUUUUUGACCAAAGUUAAGCAACGUCGCGUCGGGAGGGGUCAGUACUUGGAUGGGUGACCGUUUUUUUUGCUUUUUUUUGUUUUUUUUUUGCAUUAUAUAGUACGGAACCCUUCGUGCGCGAGUCCGACUCGCACUUGCUCGGUUUUUUUUUCUAAACUUGACGAGCCGAUAAUAAUCGUUUGUUCCUUUCCAUCAUACCUGUCGGAAUGGGACAAACGAUUAUUAUCGGCUUGUCAACUUUAGUAAACGUUUAUGAAUAAGGGGGUUAGUUUAUUUAUAUUAAACUAGCCUAUUUUAGUAAUUGUAAUCUGGAUAGUUCUGUCCCACCGCGAGCUAGUAAGCUAUGAGCUAUCGGCUAUAAACACGAACAAAAGAUAAGCACUCC